AACGUCAACAUCGCUCAUGUAGCCAUUUCCCCCAAGAGCUGCAGGAAUGCAGGCAGGCCACCAUUAGGCUCAGAGGGUAAAAAUGGCAAGGUACUCUUGGACAAUAUUGUUUCUUCUCUCUGCCCUUUUCCUUCAGACAGAGCAGACAGUGUUUAUAUCAGCUGAUGAUGCAAACAAAGUUAUAAAGAGACAGAGGCGUGCCAGUUCCCGACUUUUGGAGGAGGUCCUCCAAGGCAGCUUGGAAAGGGAAUGCCUUGAAGAGAGAUGUACGCAUGAAGAAGCAAGAGAAGUAUUUGAAAACGAUGAAAUGCUCAAAAUGUUUUGGGAUGCCUACUACGGCGGCAGGAGGUGCUCGUCGAGCCCCUGCCAGCACAACGGCGUGUGCCAGGACAGCAUUCGAGGCUACACCUGCACCUGUGCUGAGGGCUACGAGGGAGAGAACUGUGCUUUCGCUAAAAAUGAAUGUCGCCACCAUGCAAAAGAAGGAUGUCACCACUUCUGUUACCCAGGAAGCGAUUCCUACCGUUGCUCCUGUGCUGAUGGCUACAAGCUUGGGAAGGAUGAAAAACAGUGCAUCGCAUUAGAUCAGUGCGCAUGUGGGAGACUGCAAGACAGCGAUAAUCUGAUAAGUGAAACCAGGAAGAAACAUGACAAGCAAUUCCCUUGGCAGGUCCUGCUGCUAAACUCAGAAGGGAAGGGCUUCUGUGGCGGAGUGCUGCUAAAAAGUAAUUUUGUAUUGACUACAGCAGAGUGCGCCCUUCUGCACAGCCACUUUGGAAUCAGGGUUGGUGCUGGGCAUAAUGGAACCAGCGGAACGGAGAAGAUAAUGCAAGUUAAUGAGAAACACAUACACAUCCGGUAUGAUGAAGACACUGGUGAGAACAACAUUGCAUUACUACGACUCCAAGAGCAUGUCGAGUGCAACAGCCACCAGCUUCCUGUAUGUGUCCCCGAAAGAGACUUUGCAGAACACAUUUUAAUUCCAAAAUUGGCUGGCACAGUCAGUGGCUGGAGAAUGGAAGGUGAUGAACUUCAAGGCGAUGAGUUGCAAGUUUCAUACCUUCCUGCUGAGGACUGCAAACAAACACUCAACAUAAGCCUCACGAACAGGCAGUUCUGUGGACACCUCCAGGAAGCCGUAGACAAACGACUGGCUGGAGGAAGCUUUUUAGCUACUGAGUAUAAGGGCACUUGGUUUCUGACUGGUAUCCUGGGAUCUUGGCCACUAGAAGACACUGACUGGGAAACAAUCCUAUUCACCAAAACCGCAAGGUAUAUGAUAUGGUUUAAACAAAAAAUGAAGUAAGACAGAAACACAACCAACCCUCCAGCACUAAACCCCUACCAAUCACUGCGAGGAAACAUUUGGAUGCAGCCAGUACACCCAUUUGACUCUAUCACGAUUUGCAGCAAGGAAACUUGCAACAAUGAUACAUACAUAACUCCGAUUCAUACAGAAAAGCCCAUUUGUCUUUCCUUCUUCUGUUGACAGACACUACUGUGAAAGUCAUGAUGCGAUAAACCUAGUUAAUUUACUAAAAACUGACUGAACUUUAAGUUUCCUAGAACUGUUCAUCCUAAAACUCAAGAAGCGUUGAUGUUUUUUCUGUGAUUUUAAACGUUGCUAGAAAGCAGCAAGUCUUUUUAAUUCUUGUUACCCUGGGGUUUGAUUCAGCAAAUUCAUAUUCUUAUUUCUUACGAAGACCACGAGAGCUCCAAGCCUUUAAAUGCCUAUAUUGAUGUAGGACCUGACACUCUCAUGACCCUAAAAAAAUGCAUCUGUUCAUACACAGUACCCAUGUUUUACCUUAUGAAUCAUGUCCAUGUCAGUUAGUGGGUAAAAUAAAACCCAACUCUCAAAGAGGGAAGAAAAAUGUUUUAUUUCCUUUAAAAAUAAUUUAAAACCCCCAAAAGCACCAUCCCAUCACUAUGGACAAAGGUACAUCGUACCACUCCCAAACGGUAAAACCCCCAAGGUAGUAACACCUAAAAUAAUGGAUCCAGUGGCAAUGUUUUCCCCAGAAGCUGAGUAAAACAGAGUAUGGAUAGUUAGAUAAGCUUUUUUUCAUCACAACAAAAAUGAAACAAAGUAUUACCAGAAUAAAAAAACGCAAACCCAUUUGUGGUAACCUACAGACAAAAAUCCCACAUUUACUUCAACCUGUAAGUACCACUGACACAGUAAAGCUUUUAGUGUCAAGCACUUCUCUACUCCUUAGAGAAGGCUUGCAGAGAGUAUUUAAUACCAGCAAGAUUAUUGAAGAGACUUAAAGAAAAUGGAAACCAUGAAAGAAACCAUCAUUUCCACUCUGAAGAAUGGAUUAACACAAGUAACAAAGGAUGCUACUUCUCCGCUCUGAAAGAUAAAUGCAGAAAUAGUAACACAGAGUACUCCAUAAAAGUUUUAAGUAAUUUGGAAGGAAUUUGGAAUGCUUCGCUUUAUUUCCUCAUGAAAUACUUUGAAUGAGCUAGAAAGCCUGUGGAAACUAUCAUUGAAAAGUUAGCAUUUCAUUCCAACGCGCUUCGUAACACUGGCAGCCUUGGUCAUUCUGGGAAAGGAGCCACAAACAGUUCCUGGUAUUCCAGUCCUGGACAUAAGCCAGGUCAUUUACAAUGUUCUCAGGGCAAUUAGGAGCAGCUCCACUGGGCAAGCUGAGGAUCUGAAAAGUACUUGCAUGGAUAAGAUGCAAUACUCAACACACUGUUGACAGCGGAGGAAAUGGGUUCUGCUUACUGACCACAAGCUUCUGAUGCUGAUGAGAUAUAUAGCCUUUAAUGUGACCCUGGCAGAAGGAGGAAAAGACACUGUUAGUACUGGAAGCUGGUUACGCAACACCUAUAACCUCAGCUGUCUUCAGACUACUUCAAGCAAAGCUGUAUGUGUACACUCAACCACCACUGCACCACGGUACUUAGUAGCUCUAAGGAUCUGAUUUAUGGAAGUGGGUCAACUCACAGAGCAAGCAGAAAGUUGGAACCGUAACGACGGCGCUGUCAGACGGAGAGCCUGCUGCCAGGGCCCCCUACUGGUCUGCCUGUUUCCUUGAAGAGACAGAGCUCUACGGAAGUUUUUCUAAAUUUACUCUUGCUCACUUUAAAUUGAGGAUUUUAAUUAGUCACUAUUCCAAACCUAAUAAACUAAACGACACAGUA
Molecule: messenger RNA, 3153 nt
Organism: Phalacrocorax carbo (great cormorant)
Lineage: Eukaryota; Metazoa; Chordata; Aves; Suliformes; Phalacrocoracidae
Source: RefSeq, a predicted model, not a curated record